GGGCGGAGCCGGUUGGGGGGCGGAGCUUGCGGGAGCGAUGGCUCCGUUCGGCUCGGGGCUGCUGGUGCUGACGGCGCCGCUGUGCUCGCUGCCCCGGCGGGCGGCGGCGGCACUCUCGGCGGCGGCGGGACUGGUGUCGGGGCCGCUGUACGUGCACCUGCAGCCGGGGCUGUCGCUCGCCGCCCCGCGGCCGCUCCCCGCCGCUCCGCCCGCCGGUCCCGCGCUGCUCCGAGCGUUGGCGGCGCUUUACGAGGCGGCGGCGUCGUCGUCGCGAGGGGACCUGGAUCUGCGCGUCCUGCUCGGUCCCGGCCGCCGUCUCGCCCACCCGCCGCUCGUCCUGCUCGCCCAGGAGCCGCCCGGGCCGCCGGGGCCGCUGCAGCGGGGGCUGCGGCUCUUCGCCUCCGCCGCCUACGGCUGCGCCCCCGGGCUGCCCGCACUGCUGCUCGGCGGCACCGAGCGCCCCGACCCCGACCUGGAUCCCAGUGCAGACCUGGAUCCCAGUGCAGACCUGGAUCCCAGUGCAGACCUUGACUCGGUGCUCCCCAGCUUCUCUGGCGUGGUGGUCGGCGGCACCUUCGACCGCCUCCACUGUGCCCACCGCUUCCUGCUCAGCGCCUGCUGCCUCCUGGCACAGCACCGGCUCGUGGCCGGGGUGGCUGACGGGAAUCUGCUCCGCCACAAGGUCCUGAUGGAGCUGAUCGAGCCAUAUGAGCUGCGAGCGGCGAAGCUGCAGGAGUUCCUGGAGGACGUGAAGCCCUCUCUGUGUUACGACAUUGUCCCUCUGGCCGACCCCUAUGGCCCCUCGGUGACAGACCCCAACCUGCAGUGCUUGGUGGUCAGCGAGGAGACCCGCAAGGGAGGGGAGGCUGUCAACAAGAAGAGACUUGAAAAUGGGCUCCCCGAGCUGGUUGUCUACGAGAUCCUGUUGAUGAAGGACCCCGACCACGCUCAGAACGAGGAGGAGAAGAUCAGCUCCUCCAGCCUCCGGCAGAGGCUGCUGGGGACGUUGCUGCGUCCACCACGGCAAAACCCUGCCUUGCCUUCACACCCAUACGUGAUCGGCCUGACUGGAGGAACUGGGAGUGGAAAAUCCUCCAUCGCUAAACUCCUGGGGCAGCUGGGAGCGUUCCUCAUCGACGCUGACAAGCUGGGCCAUGCUGUCUACGUCCCCGGUGGCCCUGCCUACGAGCGGGUGGUGGCAACCUUUGGGGCAGAGAUCUUGAAUGAAGAUGGGACGAUUAACAGGAGAGUCCUUGGAGCCAAAGUGUUUGGAAACCAGGAGCGGCUGAAGAGUCUCACAGACAUCGUGUGGCCUCAGAUAGCCCAAAUGGUCAAAGAGCAGGUCAGGGAGGCGGAUGCUCAGGGAAAGGCUGUGUGCGUGCUGGACGCUGCCGUGCUGCUGGAGGCUGGCUGGCAAGACAUGGUCCAUGAGGUGUGGACGACCAUCAUCCCAGAGGAGGAGGCGGUGAAGCGCAUCAUGGCAAGGGAUGGGCUGAGCGAGGAGGCUGCCCGCAGCCGUUUGCAGAGCCAGAUGACCAACAGCGAGCGCGUGGAGCAGGCGCAGGUGGUGCUGUGCACGCUCUGGGAGCCGGAUAUCACCCGUGGAGAAGGCUUGGGACCUCCUGCAGCAGCGCCUGAGCCAGGACCGCAGCCAGUGAGGGGGUCACGGUUCCCUUGACCAUCAUGUGCUGAUCCUACGUGGGCAGGACAGGAGGUGAGGGCCUGUGCCGCGCCAUCAAAUGCCAUCAAUGAGCAAGCCGUGCCAGGGAGGAGUGCAGGGUGGGGACUGAGCCCACGUGCCACGUCCAGCCCCACGGUGGGCUGAGGGGCUGGGGAACCUGCCAUCCCCUGGUGAGCGGGGAGAUGUCACAGCAGCUCCUUGGACUGCAGGACUGAGACCGCACCGGUGCCUGGGACUCCCUGUGUGACAGUAAAGUGGUUUCUCCCUCCGCACGUAUCUGU
This is a messenger RNA of Cuculus canorus (common cuckoo), 1962 nucleotides long. It is a transcript of the gene COASY, whose product is annotated as Coenzyme A synthase. Gene Ontology annotation, biological process: coenzyme A biosynthetic process. The transcript has 10 exons. Lineage: Eukaryota; Metazoa; Chordata; Aves; Cuculiformes; Cuculidae. Gene Ontology annotation, molecular function: pantetheine-phosphate adenylyltransferase activity; dephospho-CoA kinase activity; ATP binding. The record is from RefSeq and is a predicted model, not a curated record. The coding region runs from base 38 to 1678 and encodes 546 amino acids.